Messenger RNA from Vicia villosa (hairy vetch), 3398 nucleotides. RefSeq lists its product as uncharacterized. Lineage: Eukaryota; Viridiplantae; Streptophyta; Magnoliopsida; Fabales; Fabaceae. The transcript has a single exon. The record is from RefSeq and is a predicted model, not a curated record. The coding region runs from base 270 to 3398 and encodes 1042 amino acids.
ACGAAUGAGAGAAGGAAUUAUCUGAGAAUUUGUGAUUUGGAGAGAGAAAAGAGAUCUCCUAGUGGUGAGGGAAGCCGUUAGUGCUUUGGGUUGAUAGCUUUCACUAUCAAUACAUUCUAUCUUUGUUUUAUCUGUAAUUUGUCAUCUUUUUUCCAUCAAUACAGCUACAGCUUUUCUCUUUUUUCUGUGUUAUUCUGCAUUUUUGUUAUAUAACCCAUCAAUUGGUCCGACCUGCCGGAUCAAAACACACAGUGUGACGAAGAUUGUUCAUGACAAGGAUGGGUGACAGAAUUGAAGCUCUGGAAACACAGGUUGAGAAUGUGACAAUGACGCUGCAAGAGCUUGCUUUGCAAAUGCAACAACACGCUCAACAAAUGCAACAACAGAGCAUUAUCCUGACAGAAUUAAGCAAGCAGAUUGGAAAGAAGACAGUGAUGCAGGGGGAGAACUCUAUGGAGGAUUCAUCACAGAGUGAGUCUCGUUUUGCUGGGAAGAAGGUGAAACUACCCGUGUUUGAAGGUGAUGAUCCUGUAGCGUGGAUUACGCGCGCGGAGAUUUAUUUUGAUGUUCAAAAUACUUCAGAGGAGAUGAAGGUGAAGUUGUGUCGCCUGAGUAUGGAGGGAGCGACGAUUCAUUGGUUUAACUUGCUCUUGGAAACAGAGGACGAUCUAUCGUGGGAAAAACUAAAGAAAGCAUUAAUUGCUCGAUACGGAGGCAGACCGCUGGAAAAUCCUUUUGAAGAAUUGUCAACGUUGAGACAAACAGGGAGUGUGGAAGAAUUUAUCGAAGCGUUUGAACUCCUCUCGUCGCAGGUGGGACGACUCCCAGAGCAGCAAUACCUAGGGUACUUUAUGAGUGGGUUGAAAGCCCAAAUUCGAAGGAGAGUGAGAACUUUGAAUCCUCAAAAUCGAAUGCAAAUGAUGAGGAUGGCAAAGGAUGUUGAGGACGAGCUGAAGGAAGAGGACGACGAUGGUGAAAGACAUUAUGGGAAGAAGGCGGUGGGAGAUCGUUUGGGCCGAAAUGAAUGGAGUGGGUCGGCGUCCAAAUUCCGGAGCGGGUUAAAUCAGGCCCACAAAGAUUCUACCCGAUUCUCAAAUUCGGGUUGGAGCAACCCGGGGCAGAAAACGGGUUCAACUGGGCCAAACCUUAUUUCCACAUCAUCUUUGAGUUCAACGGGAAAGAAAGGGGAAAACGACCGUCGCACGCUAGUUUCAGAACGGUGGAAGGGAGUUCGGAGUCUUCAAAACGAUGAAAUGGCGGAACGUCGAGCUAAGGGAUUAUGUUUCAAAUGUGGAGGAAAAUUCCAUCCCACUCUUCACAAAUGUCCUGAACGUUCCAUGCGUGUCCUCAUUUUGGGAGAAGGUGAAGGGGUGAAUGAAGAAGGUGAGAUUGUUUCCAUUGAAACUGUUGAGAAUGAGGAAGAAGACGAAGAUGUAGAAGCUGAAUGCAAAAUUAUUGGAGUGUUGGGAAGUAUGGGAGAAUUUCACACGAUGAAGAUAGGUGGAAAAAUUGCCGGCAUCGAAGUGGUGGUCUUAAUUGAUAGUGGAGCUAGCCACAACUUCAUAUCCCCAAAAAUAACCACUGCAUUAGGGUUACAAAUUACCCCUAUGGCAGCUAAAACGAUCAGAUUGGGAGAUGGUCACAAGGUUUUGUCUAAAGGAUUAUGUGAGGGAGUUAGGAUCAGUUUGGGUUCUCAAAUAUUUGUAAUUGAUGCUUUAGUGUUGGAGUUGGGAGGGUUGGAUGUGGUGUUAGGGGUAUCAUGGUUGAGUACUCUCGGGAAAGUGGUAGUGGACUGGAAGGAUCUUUCUAUGCAGUUUUUAUAUGAGGGAAAUAUGAUUAAUUUGCAAGCUCAAGGUAGGUUACAAGGUAAACAAGGGUGUUUACAAUCUUUCUUGGAGGAUAAACACAGGAGAGGUGGUGAAGAUUGGUGGUGGACUAAUCAUGAUGAAGUAGAGGCAACAUCAGAAGCUGGGCAUGAAGAAGUGACUAAGCUGUUGGGUAAAUUUUUUGAUGUGUUCCAAGAGAAAAUAACACUGCCUCCUGAAAGAAAACAGGUGCAUCAGAUCAAGUUAAUCCCAGAGCAUGGUCCUAUUAAUGUGAGGCCAUAUAGAUAUCCACAUCACCAAAAGGAAGAAAUUGAAAGACAAGUGACAGAGCUGUUGACUGCGGGAGUGAUUAGACCAAGCAUGAGUGCUUUUUCUAGUCCGGUAAUCUUAGUCAAGAAGAAAGAUGGGUCGUGGCGUAUGUGUGUGGAUUAUAGAGCCUUGAACAAAGCUACUGUCCCAGAUAAGUACCCCAUCCCUAUUGUUGAUGAAUUGUUAGAUGAGUUGUAUGGGGCAACAAUUUUUUCUAAGAUAGAUCUAAAAUCUGGUUAUCAUCAGAUUUGUGUCCAUGAAAACGAUGUUGAGAAGACUGCUUUUAGGACUCAUAAUGGGCACUAUGAAUACCUUGUUAUGCCUUUUGGAUUAAUGAAUGCUCCAGCCACAUUCCAAGCAACAAUGAAUGAUAUUUUUAGACCCUAUCUUAGAAGUUUUGUGUUGGUAUUCUUUGAUGACAUCCUUGUUUAUAGCCGGAAUGAAACUGAACACUUAGAGCACUUGAAGCAAGUGUUGACAGUUUUAAAAUUGCAUUGCUUUGUUGCUAACAAGGCAAAGUGCAAAUUUGGAUGUAAACAAAUUGAUUACCUGGGUCAUAUAAUUUCUGGUGAGGGUGUAGCAGUAGAUCCAGGGAAGAUCAGGUGUGUUUUGGAGUGGCCUGAACCUAAGAAUGUCAAAGGAGUACGUGGGUUUUUAGGUCUCACGGGCUAUUACAGAAAAUUCAUCAAGGAUUAUGGUAAAAUUGCUAAACCCUUGACUGAAUUGACUAAGAAGAAUAACUUUAUUUGGGGUAAAGAUGCUCUGGAGGCUUUCAAUCAUCUGAAGCAAAUCAUGACUACAGCUCCAGUACUAGUGUUACCUGAUUUCUCUAUUCCUUUUGAAGUCGAAUGUGAUGCGGCAGGGAGAGGAAUUGGUGCUGUCUUGAUGCAGCAGAGACAACCUAUAGCUUUCUUUAGCAAAGCUUUAUCUGAGGUCAAUUUAACAAAAUGUGUGUAUGAAAAGGAGCUUAUGGCUUUAGUCUUAGCCAUUCAACACUGGAGGCACUAUCUGUUGGGCAGGCCCUUUGUGGUUUACACUGACCAUAAAAGUUUGAAACAUUUUUUACAACAAAGGCUGACAUCACCUGAUCAACAAUGCUGGUUGGCCAAGCUUUUGGGCUAUCAAUUUGAGGUUAAAUAUAAGCCUGGGUUAGAGAAUAAGGCUGCAGAUGCUCUGUCAAGAUGCCAUGGUGAUAUGGAAUUUUCUGCUUUGUUGUCUUAUCCUACUUGGCUGGAUGGAGAGAAGCUGUUGCAGGAAGUCUGA